Molecule: messenger RNA, 3714 nt
Organism: Alternaria ventricosa
Lineage: Eukaryota; Fungi; Ascomycota; Dothideomycetes; Pleosporales; Pleosporaceae
Exons: 3
Coding region: 1-3714 (1237 amino acids)
Cellular component (GO): cytosol
Source: RefSeq, a predicted model, not a curated record
AUGACCUCCGACUCGAGCUCCUCCACGCACUCCGAUUCGCUGCCUGCUGCUCUGCAUCUCCCCUCGCCGUUUGCAGACACGGGCAAAGAGACUGCCCACCUCGCCUUUGCACCGAUAGCGCUGGCGCAAUACCACAACAUAGUCGAAAAACUGGCCUCCAACAACGUCUACCGCAUCCUCCGCGCACCCGGGCCCAUUCGUGUAUGGGUCUACCGAUCGCUACUCGCCGAGCACCAACUGUGGAAUGACUGGGACCGCCGCGCGCCAUCACCGCCCGACGUGAAGCCUGAGACGGAGCCCGCCAUGGCCGAAGGCAGCAUCAACGACACGGAGAGCGUGGGCGACUCGGAGCGGCCCGAGAGCUCGUCCCGCAUGACCGCGCGCCCCUACCUCACCCGACUACGCCUCGCGCUCGCGCCCUAUACCGUUCAUUUCCACAACCCGGGCUAUGUCCGGGACGAUACACUGCGCAUGCUAGAGCGCGACGUGGUGAAGAAGACGCUGGAAGAGUCGCGGAAGAGCCUCGAGUUGCGCGAAGAACUCGGUCUCUCGUGGGAGUUCUGGGACGAUCUCGCGGGCGUGCUCAAAGCCGCUAUCCCCUCGCUCGAACGCCGCUGUUUCGCUGCGCCGGAUCCUGCUGCGCCUGAAUAUGAGGGUCUGUCGGGCCCGCUCAUCGCAAGCUAUUCGCCGAGCCUGCUUAGGGAUCUGGAACGGCUGAAUCAGCUUGUGUGUAUUGCAAGGAAUGUGCAGGUACAUGGCGAGAGGGUGCAGAAUUUGAGUGCGGACAGACUCUUUGACAAGGACAUUUUUGCAUUGAUCAAUGUCUGUGUACGCGUUACGGCGCGGGGCUACGAUGGCGAGGCUGGAACCCAAGACGAAGACAAAUGGCAGGGCGUCAUCAAUGCGUACAAGAAGCUGCUCAUCACUUGUUUGCAGUUCCUUAACAAUCUCAUCGCGCGGAACGAGCAGCGGAAGCUGAUGCUUUGGAUCGAACUGUUCGAUAGUCAUCUCGAUAACGAACUGCCCAACUUCGCAGACAUGAAGUACAAGAUGGACGAGUUUCCGCAACAAGAUCAAGGCCCGCCACCGGAGGAGCAGCCUCUGCCCACUCACGCAGCGCGAAGUCUGGACGCGUUCAAGAUUCCUCAACAGCCUGCGUCUUCGCCAUUCCUCCUCUACAUUGGCGAGACUGGCAACGACGUCAAGAAGGCGCUGAUACAUCAUGGUGUCAAGGCAGGUGCCAAUGAAAUUGCGGCCGAGUGCAGGCGGAGGUGGCAGACCAUGGGUGAAGAGGAGAAGAACAAAUGGAACAUGCUCUAUGCAGAUGUCGUUGCCCGAUAUCGCGAUCAGAUCACUCAAACCAGCACAUACCGCAAAGUCGUGGAUCAGCAUGCCAAGAACGAAGAGAGUGUACAGGCGCUGGCGAAAAGCAUCAACCAACUCCAAGUGGAGGUCGACAGGAUGCGGUCGUCCAUCACAGCUCUCCCUGGCGACGAGUCCAACAGCGAACAACCAUCCCAACCCACAGCGGAGAAGCAAUCCCCGAAACCAGCAUUGGAUGACUCGUUACUAGAUCCCAGCAUCAAACGGUCUCCCCCGGCAGGUGAGAUCGAUUUCCGUGUGACAUACCCGCCAUCCUUCGGUGCGGAGAUACUCCAAAAUGGCAAAGAAGAUCUGCUUAAGCGGCUGGAGCCAGACCCCGACCGUCCAUCAGGGCUAAUCAGUGACGUAGCGUCUCCUACCUCUCCUCCGCCAGAGGAUGACGAUGACAAUGAUGACGACUACGAUGACAUACCUGGUGAUGAAGGCCGAGGGUUGCUCACAGACGUUCCGCUUAUUCUGGGUCCUACUGAGAUUGAGGUUCUACCUAUGAUCAUCAUGGCUGGAAUCGUUGAGCCGACGGAGGGACAGCCUGGUCAUCAUUCCGAUCCGACUGUUUUCAGCAGUGUCAGGAGCAUGCAUGGGGUUCGGUGUCAUUUGCUUCUUGCGCAGGACAAUGGCCGGAAUCUGCUGCGCGAGUUGUUGAUCUUUGUUGCUGCUUGGGAUCUGCGCGAGGAAGAGUUGUACUUCAAGUUUAUGGUCAAGAUUAUGGAGGCUAUUCUUGCCAAUCAGCUGCUGCCGUUUGCUUAUCACGCCUUUAGAGAGUCUGAAUCCAAGGACAUCAUCUCUCCGGCUCAGGCAGUCAUCAUGAAACUUCUCACAAACAUCUUCCGCGCCAGACAGGCCCGCGCCCAGCCCACGAAGGGUCAUCUCAAGGCAAACCACCCGCAGGUCGACCAAGGCGAUGUUCACAUGGUCAACUUCCUACUUACCGAGUUCCGUCGCCAUAUCAUCCCCCAGACAUGUGCCCUCAUCUUCCUGCAAGGCCAAAUCCGCGCGGGACAUGCGCAACCCGAAGACUUCCCUCUUAAUCUGUGGGACAUGGAACGCAUGUAUGAGGGCGUUUACCAGUACCUAGAGUUCUUCGCCAUUCUUACAGAACACGAGACAUGGAAGAGGAUGCUGAGCAAUUGGGAGAUCUCACAUGAACUGGUCACCCUACUGAAAGAACUGGACGCAGCGAUACCCAAGGGUCAGCUAUCGCCGCCUCCGCUGAGGAAUGUCCAGCACGCGCCACCACCUCCAGCCCCAGUAGAGGUCCACAUCCCUCCGUCACACCAGCAGCAAGACCAGCAACAGCCACCGCAACCCCAACCAGUCGCUGUCGAACGACCGUACGACACCACAGCCGGCGCAGCCGAAGCCUACAUCCCUCCACCCACCUCACCAUCACCCCGACCCUACAUGGACGAAGCAGCCGACGAGCCCUCAGACUUCGAAUGGCGCAAUCUGAAGAAACUCGCCGUCCUCGUCCUCAGCUCCCUGGUCUGGAAGAACAAGCACGUCCAAGACCAAAUACGGCCAUUGGGUGGUAUUGAGGCGGUGUUGAACUGCUGCUCCUACGACGAACAUAACCCUUAUAUCCGCGAACACGCUAUAAUGUGUCUCCGCUUCCUUAUGGAAGGCAAUAAAGAGAAUCAAGACCGUAUUCACGCGCUGGAGAAGUAUAAUCAAGAUGCCAAUGCGAAAGCAAAAGCGCCCGCCGCACCAGCCGCGGCAUCAAGCCCACACCCAAACUCGAACCCUGCUCCAGGCGAGAGCAGCGGAAGUGGAAGUGGAAGUGGCAGUGGUAGUGGUAGUGUUGGGGGCAGCAGCAACCGAUCAGCAGUCAACGUCCGCGUCCCCGACGAAGUGCUCGACCAACAAGGGUACGAAACCUACAUGGACAAACAAGGCCAGGUCAUGCUGAGGAAACGUCAACAUGUGCCGCAGUCUUCGAUGCACCAGCAGCAGCAAUUGCCGAUUCAGAAUACGGAGCUGACGAAGGGGACAGAUAAUGGGGGUCAAAACAUGGGCAACAACACCAACGGUACUGGCAAUGGCAAUCCUGGCAGUGCAAGUAACACCGGCAACCCUACCACCAAAGGCAAAGCCAAGUCAGACUCCGCCCAAGCUGUCUGGGAUAACAUGCGCGCUACUGCCUUAGGUGGGAUUGGUGGUACGAUGACGGGUGCAGGGGGUGGUGUGCGCGAUCCUAAGGCGCUGGAGGAGAUGGUGGAGCGCGUUAUGCAUAAUCUGCCCAGGUUGCAGGGCUUGAGGGGUGGGGAGGAGAGGGCGGUCGAGGUGGAGGAGGCGCUGAAGAAGUUGGAUAGGGGGUUUGAUGGGGGGAGUUAG